Messenger RNA from Rhinolophus ferrumequinum (greater horseshoe bat), 430 nucleotides. RefSeq names its product secretoglobin family 1C member 1 (gene SCGB1C1). The transcript has 3 exons. NCBI's taxonomy places the organism in Eukaryota, Metazoa, Chordata, Mammalia, Chiroptera, Rhinolophidae. The record is from RefSeq and is a predicted model, not a curated record. The coding region runs from base 29 to 316 and encodes 95 amino acids.
CUGGAGGCAGCUCCCAAGGAACCUGGUCAUGAUGGGGAGCAGUGCCCUGCUUCUGGCAGCCCUCGCCUUGCUGUGCACCUGCGGUCUGGCCACAGGAGAGGACAACAAUGAGAUUUUCAUGGACUUCCUACAAACACUGCUGGUGGGGUCCACAGAGGAGCUCUAUGAGGGCCCCCUGGGCAAGUACAACGUCAACGCAGGCGCCAAGGCAGCUCUGGCCAAGCUCAAGUCCUGCAUAGACGGCCUGCAGCCCACGCACAAGGAGGAGAUGGUCAAGCUGCUGGUGCAAGUGCUUGGUAGUGACGAUGGUGCCUAGUGGACCCCAGACGUGGCUACAAGCAGCCGCAGGACCAGCUACACAAGCCGCCAUGGCCAUGUCACCCCCUGGCCACUGCCCACGUAUGAAUUUAUUCUGAAGCCCUUCACUUAA